Molecule: messenger RNA, 2128 nt
Organism: Drosophila grimshawi
Lineage: Eukaryota; Metazoa; Arthropoda; Insecta; Diptera; Drosophilidae
Product: N-acetylgalactosaminyltransferase 4
Exons: 5
Coding region: 17-2071 (684 amino acids)
Cellular component (GO): Golgi apparatus
Source: RefSeq, a predicted model, not a curated record
GCGAAAAGCAUUCACGAUGAACUUGACUCGGCCGUUACAAAUUCAACGUGUUGCGCUAACCCAAAUGACCAAGAAACAAAUCGGAUGUUCUCAUCUGCAGAACGUUCUGGUCACGACCAUAAAGAAGCGUCAAGUGAAGCGCCUAUUGCGCAAGUUCAUAUUACUGAUCUUAAUCAUCACCUUUGCAUCGCUACUAAUCACAUUGAUCGUCGAGAAACGUCUGAAUUCGACGAAUGAUCCGGACGAGAGCGAUUUGGAUGUAAAUGGUGGUCCCAUAACCCCGGCAUCCCGUACGGCACAUGUGCCGACGAUACGUUGGCACGCACGGCCGCCCUUUCAGCACCGGACUUCAGUACGUGAUCCGUUGCCGAGUGAGCCACAAAUGGAGAAACUGGAGAAGCCAGAGAUAGUCAAAAUGUUUACACUGCCAUCGACAGAGGGCGAGCGCAGAGAUUGGCAUGACUAUAAAGCAAUGGAAGCGGACAAGUUGCGAGUAGGUUUUGGGGAGCACGGACUGCCCGUACAGAUCGAGGAUGCCGCUGAGAAAGAGCUCGAGCAGAAGGAGUACCGAAGGAAUGGCUUCAAUGGGUUCAUCUCCGACAGAAUCUCAGUGAAUCGCUCCGUGCCGGAUGUCCGACGCGAGGAAUGCAAGACACGCAAAUACCUGGCCAAGCUGCCCAGAGUGAGCGUGGUCAUCAUCUUCUACAAUGAACACUUUCAGACGCUUCUGCGCACCGUUUACAGCAUUAUUAAUCGCACUCCGACGGAGCUACUGCAGCAGAUUGUACUCGUGGACGAUGGCAGCGAAUGGGAGACGCUAAAGCAACAGUUGGACGACUAUGUGGCCCAACACUGGCCCCAUCUAGUUGACGUGGUGCACAGUCCCGAGCGACAAGGCCUGAUUGGUGCACGUCUAGCUGGUGCCAAGGUGUCUAUGGGUGAAGCCAUGGUCUUCUUUGACUCCCACAUUGAGGUCAACUACAAUUGGUUGCCACCGCUAUUGGAGCCCAUUGCCAUCAACAAUAAGAUAGCCACGUGCCCCAUUGUGGACAUCAUUGAUCACAACAACUUCGCGUAUAAUGGCGGCUAUCAAGAAGGAAGUCGCGGUGGCUUCGAUUGGCGCUUCUUCUACAAACAGCUGGCGGUGCUACCCGAGGAUAGUGUGGACAAAUCUCUGCCGUAUCGCAAUCCAGUGAUGAUAGGUGGCCUAUUUGCCAUUGCCAGCGAAUUCUUCUGGGAUCUGGGUGGCUACGAUGAUGGUCUUCAAAUUUGGGGUGGUGAGCAGUACGAACUGAGCUUCAAGAUCUGGAUGUGCGGUGGCAUGCUGCUCGAUGUGCCCUGCUCCCGUGUCGCACAUAUUUUCCGAGGUCAAAUGGAUCCGCGUCCCAAUCCGCUCAAUUAUAACUUUUUGGCAAGGAAUCACAAACGCGUCGCCGAGGUUUGGAUGGAUGAGUACAAGGAGCAUGUGUAUAGACGGGAUCGGACAACCUAUGACAACAUUGAUGCUGGCGAUUUGACUCGGCAGCGUGCAGUGCGAGAGCGUUUGCAGUGCAAGUCCUUUGACUGGUUCAUGAAGGAAGUGGCGCCCGAUUUCCUUGUUCACUUUCCGCCUGUUGAGCCGCCCCCCUAUGCAUCGGGUGCCAUUCAGAGUGUAGCCUAUCCAAACUAUUGCCUGGACAGCAUGGGCAAGGGCUGGAAGCAUGCAGUGGGUCUGUUCACUUGUGCUCAGAAUAAAAAAUCUCCCCAGGAUUCUCAGAACUGGGUGCUCAGCAUGCACCGCGACCUGCGACGCAUCGAUCAUGAGUGCCUGGAAGUACAGGAUAGCCAUGUGAAUGCCACCGUCUGGAUGUGGACCUGCCAUCGUCAGGGCGGCAAUCAGUUCUGGUAUUACGAUCGCGAGAAAUAUUGGAUCGUUCAUCGCCUGCACGGCAAGCAAUGUAUGGAGGCCAUCGUGGAGAACAAUGUGGCCAAAGUGUGCACCAAUGCUUGCGAGGAGGGUAAUGUGCGACAACGCUGGAACUUUGGCCUGGUCAAUAACACAAUGCUCGAUCACUUCUUUGAGGGCUUGUAACACAAACUAAGCUUGUAAGAUUUUCAUUGGAUUGAAUUGGAGCUAUUGUAUGGUAUU